AAAAGCAUCAAACAAAAUAUACACAAUCAUAUAUAUAUAUUUUUACUAUAAAAUUUCUAUUGAACUAGUUUAUAUAAAUAAAAAAUAUGUUAUGAACUCAGUGGGCGGCUUGGCUUCUCGUAUUAUAUAAGCAAAGAACUUCGCAUCCAGCAAAAGCCAAGAGCGACAAAAAAUAAAAUCAAAUUUAGAGAGCAAAAAAUUAAGAAGGUGAGUUUUUGAUUCAUGGCAGCAAUAGAUAUGUUCAACAGCAACACAGACCUCUCAGAUCCUUUCAAAGAAGAGCUCAUGAAAGUACUUAACCCUCAUACCAACUCUGUCUCUUCUCUUCCUCCAUUUCCAAACACAAUCUUUGGUUUCAAUCAAACCACACCACUCGGUCUAAACCAACUCACACCUUACCAAAUCCACCAGAUCCAAAACCAGCUUAACCGGACACUCUCUCCAAAGCCAGUGCCAAUGAAGAAGAACAUAACCACUCAGAAACUCUACAGAGGAGUUAGGCAAAGACACUGGGGAAAAUGGGUCGCUGAGAUCCGUUUGCCCAAGAACCGGACCCGACUCUGGCUUGGAACUUUCGACACAGCUGAAGAAGCAGCCUUGGCUUAUGACCAAGCUGCUUACAAGCUCCGUGGCGACCUCGCGAGGCUUAAUUUUCCAAACAUGAGGCAAAGCUUCAAGCCUCUUCAUCACUCUGUUGAAGCAAAGCUCGAAAAGAUUUGUCAGAGCUUGGCGAAAACAGAGGAGGAGGAUGAUCUCCCCUGUUCUGAAACAGAGCUCUUCCUCCCGCCAAAAACAGAGUAUCAAGAAAACACGUUUUCAGAUGAGUCUCAGGUGGGAUCUUCGUCGUCUCCGGAGUCUGGUGUUACCACUGCGUUCAUGGAUUUUUCGGAUUUAGGGUUUGAUGAGACUGGGAGUUUCGUGCUGGAGAAGUUUCCUUCUGUGGAGAUUGAUUGGGAUGCGAUUAGCAAACUGUCUGAAUCUUAAAUGAUGUUUCGUAUUAGUUAGUUUGAUUUAAUCUCUGCAACUGAGUUUUUAUACAGUUUGUAGAGAAUAGUCUAAGGUUGUCUAUGAUGAAAUCAUCCUCUGUGUGUUUGGUCUGGCUGGUUCAUGUGUUUUUUUUUUCAUAAACUUUGUCAUUAGCCAACCACCAGAGGAGUUUAUGUGUAUUAACAUCUCUAAGUUUCUUUGAUAAAAAAAAAACAUCUUUAAGUUUCUAAUGAAUGUAAAGUAUUAGUCUCUUUAUUUUACGAUUUUAUGUUUCAUUUUUUUUUCUUUUUGCUAAGUUGCUUCUAUUUCAGUUUUG
Messenger RNA from Eruca vesicaria subsp. sativa (arugula), 1303 nucleotides. NCBI's taxonomy places the organism in Eukaryota, Viridiplantae, Streptophyta, Magnoliopsida, Brassicales, Brassicaceae. The record is from the annotation of a GenBank genome assembly.